This is a messenger RNA of Sungouiella intermedia, 3273 nucleotides long. Lineage: Eukaryota; Fungi; Ascomycota; Pichiomycetes; Serinales; Metschnikowiaceae. The record is from the annotation of a GenBank genome assembly.
AUGAGAAUCUCAGCACCCGUACUUACCUUCUUGCUCUGUGCCCACCUGGCACUUGCGACUGCUGAUUUGAACAACGACUAUGAGUUAGUCCAGCGACAACUCCAGGAACUCGAUGAAAGAGGUUUGCUUGCGGACCUUUUGAAUAAACUUAAAGGUUCUUCAUCCUCUUCUGACGAUGAUGACGAUGGUUGUGAUGACAGUGUGACCACCACUGCCUCAACUGCCACCGUCACUGGUGGUACCGGAACCUCAACCACGACCACAAAGAAAAGCUUCUGGGAUAUAAUCGGUGGUCUCUUUCACAAGACGUCUACUGGAGCUCCUGCAACUGGCACUACAACUGCAACUACAGCCACUGGCACCGCAGCUCCAACCACAACCACCAAAAAGGGUCUUCUUGAUAUCAUUGCAGGUCUUUUCCACAAGAAGACAACCACAGCAUCUGCUGCUGCAACCAGCACCGCGGUAGCAUCAGUCAAGCGUCAGCUCGAGGAGCUCGAAGAGAGAGGCUUGCUUGCCGAUCUCUUGAACAAACUUAAAGGCACUUCAUCCUCUUCAGAUGAUGACGAAGAUGGAUGUGAUGACAGUGCAUCCAUCACAUCGGCUACAACGGCAACUGCCACCGGUUCAACUCCCACCACCACCACUACAAAGAAGAGUAUUUGGGAUAUAAUUGGCGGUCUCUUCCACAAGAGCUCUGCCGGAGCACCAGCAACUGCAACAGGCACCGCAACUGCCACCACGACAAAGGAAGGUAUUUUCGAUAUCAUUGCGGGUCUCUUCCACAAGAAGACCACUAGUGCCGCAGCCCCAACUUCCACUGCUAUUAGUUCAGCGCAAAAGAGAGCUCUCUCUGAUGCUAUUGCCGCAUUUCUUGGUGGCAAAGGCGACGACUCAUCUUCUGCUACCACCACUGAGGCCACUGUUUCGAACACUCCUGCUGCUACAGCCAGCCCAGCACUUGAUGCCAACAGUAACACAGCUGCGAACACUAGUGAGCCUUCCCUGACUGCCGAGGCUGACACUAGUGCUGUGGAUACAUCCACUUCCGCAUUGGAAUCCACACCAAGCUUUCCUUCGAGUUCUGAAACCAGUACCACCUCGACCGCUAGUGCCCAAGGUCUUUUUGCUGCACUUCUUGCAGACAAUUCAUCUGAAUCUGGCUCUGUUUCAUCAAAUGGAUCUGGAUCAACCUCUGGUUCAGCUUCAUCUUCUACUUCAUCUGAUGAGGACGAUGAUGAUUGGAUCUGUGACGACGAUGGAGACUCCACCACUACUGGUGACUGGCUCAGCUCCAUUCUUCAAGACACCACUAAGACCACUGGCACUACUACCAGUACUACCAGCUCUUCCAGUGCAUCUAAUAAUUCAUCUGGGUCUUCUGGGUCUUCCAGCUCUACCACUACUGGUAACUGGUUGAGUGAUAUCUUGAACGGUGGCAGCUCGAAAUCUACUGGCACUACUACUUCUGGAGCUUCUAGCUCUAGCAGCUCCAGUGCUUCUACCACCACGGGUAACUGGUUGAGUGAUAUUUUGAACGGCGGUAGCUCGAAAUCAACUGGUUCUACCACUUCUGGAUCUUCCGGAUCUUCCAGCUCCACUACCUCUACCACUACAGGUAACUGGUUAAGUGACAUCUUGAACGGAAACAAUAAGACUACCACCUUAACUACCUCCUCAUCAACUGGCUCUUCCUCGAAAGCUUCAACUACAACCACUGGAAACUGGUUGAGUGACCUUUUGAACGGUAACAAGACCACAAGCUCGACAACUUCAAGUGCCACCGAUGAUGACGACGACGAUGAUGUCUACUGCAGUGACUUGUACACUGACAUUGGUGGAGACACCGACACCGCUGUGGAGACUACUCAGUCGUCAAAGACUUCUGGAACCUCGAAGACUUCAGGAACUUCUUCUGGAUCCGGAACUUCCAAGACCUCGGGAACUUCUAACACUUCUGGGUCCGGAACUUCCAAGACCUCCGGAACUUUCAAGACCUCUGGAACUUCGAACACCUCUGGUUCUGGUAGCUCAAAGACUGGAUCUUCUUCUGUGGCCGGUGUCUCGACCUCUACUGGAAAGACCACUGUGGUAACCACUGACUCCAACGGAAGCAGCAGCACUACAGUUAAGGACACCACCAUUACAAGCACGCAGUCUGGCCACCAUUACCUGACCAACAUUGUAAAGACCACCACGUCCACUAACAUUUUUGGUGUGGUUACCACCAAGGUUGUGACCUCGUCAUACGUAACCACAUUGGAUGACGAAGAGUGGGAGUGUGAGGAGAACGAGAUUCUUCUCAACACUAGCGUGGAGGAUGUCUUUGUUACAGCCACUGGUUCAGGAUCAGGAGGUUCUGGCUCUGGCUCUGGAUCUGGCUCUGGCUCUGGUUCAGGAGGAUCAGGAUCCGGAGGUUCUGGAUCGGGUGCAACCACUACCGCCUGGUGGCAGAGUACUUCGUCAUCGACUGGAGGCUACGACUCUGAGUGCAAGGCCAACUGCGAGAAUGUGGACUGCGGUGAUGCCGAUUAUGACUACUACGACUCGGACGCUGAUGAUGAUGAGGACGACGAUGACUUUGUCUGUGACGUUCCUACCACCUCCCAGAAGUCCACCCCAACUGGUGGCUCUGGCUCUGGCUCCGGAUCUGGCUCUGGAUCAGGCUCAGGUUCUGGAUCAGGCUCAGGUUCUGGUAAUAACAAUGGCUCUGGAGGUUAUACUUCAAAGGAAACCAAAGUCUUUACUCUGACCAGUACUCGUACUUACCACACUACCAUUGCUGGCAAGUCCACAGAUGUAACCACUGUUGAGACCAUUGUGUCAUCAUACACCACCACUGAGGUAGAUGAGAGUGAGUACACAGAAGUUUGUGACUGGGACGAGGACGACGAAGAGGAUGACACCACCACUUCUGCGAAAGUUACCACCACAGUGGCAGGUAGCGCUACCAAGUCCGCCUCUGAGUCAGUCAGUGAUGCUGAAACAUCUGAGUCCGAGUCUGCUUCUGAGACGGAGCCUGCAACUGCGUCAGCUUCUGAAUCAGAAUCUUCCAGUGCACCAACCACAAUAGCUGCUACCACCACCACGUCGGCCUCUCCAUCUUCGUCUGCUUCUGCAAGCAGUACUGCCUCUAAAGGACUUCUUGGUAGUCUUCUUGACGAUUUAAAAAAGAGAGAAGAGCCACCCGUGGUGGCCGCCGCCAACUCAGGAGUGAAGGUGGGCGCUUCGGGAUUCCUUAUAGUCGUGACAUUUGCAGCUAUGUUCUUGUAA